Molecule: messenger RNA, 2823 nt
Organism: Vitis vinifera (wine grape)
Lineage: Eukaryota; Viridiplantae; Streptophyta; Magnoliopsida; Vitales; Vitaceae
Exons: 3
Coding region: 200-2353 (717 amino acids)
Source: RefSeq, a predicted model, not a curated record
AAUAUACGUCGUUUUCCGGAGAAAAUCCCUGAAACACUCUCUCUCUCGGCGAGAAAGAGGAAACGAGUGCUGGACUUUCCGUCAUUUUCUCACUACCCAAACAUCUACCCCCACUGCCUUCGUCACAGCCCCUUUGCUCUCUUUUCAUACUCUUUGGACUUGGUUUCCAAGCUCUCAUGUCAGUGUCUCGCUGGAGACGAUGAAGAUCACAGCUACAACUGAGCUUCCGACGACCAUUCCAGCGAUUCUUUCAUCUAGGGCUCGAAACGCAUCGCCUGACUCAGAUCUUAUCUCGAAAAGGAGUUCCAGAAAACCUCCUCGCCGGAAAGCCAGAACCCCAGCUGGCGGGGCUCGGUUGAAGCGCGACGGAGCUGCGGGUGGGCGGCGAAGUAGGCCAGAAACGCCUCUUCUCCGGUGGAAGUUCGAUGAUAUAGAGAGGGAGAAGGAUGCGAAUGUCUUGGAUGUGGACGAGAAGAUAGCGCCGGAGCACGGUCGGAGAAGUGGCCGGAAAGUGAGGAAGGGUAGGGAGGUGACGGUUUCGUCGAGAAGGCUCGCCUCCGGGCUGUGGCGGCUUCAACUUCCGGGGGUGGACGCCGCCCAUGGCGGGAGAUGGAGCCGACAAAAAAGUGAAGAUCGGUUAGGGUUUGAGCCUGGCAUCGACCGUGUCAGAACCCCAUUUCCCUGUCAAAGCAAUACUAAAGCAUAUGAUUCUGAAGCUAAGGAUCUGUUACAGAGUCCUCACUCCAUGCACCAUCACAAGAGUGGAUUUCUGUGUAGACUUGAACCUUCAUUUCAAUUUUCCAACUCCGCAAUGGAAGGGGCAACAAAGUGGAACCCUGUCUGCUCAAAAACAUCAGAUGAGGUUCGACAGUUAUAUGGCCAAAUGAAGCAGUUUGACCAGCAAGUUAGUGCUGUAUCAGUGGUUUCUGCCCUUGAAGCAGAACUUGCGCAGGCUCGAGCCCGCAUUGAUGAACUUGAGGCAGAGCGACGGUCCUCCAAAAAGAAACUCGAGCACUUCUUGAAAAAAGUCAGUGAGGAAAGAGCCUCAUGGCGGAGAAGGGAACAUGAGAAGAUACGUGCAAUUAUUGAUGAUGUCAAAACUGACUUGAACCGAGAAAGGAAAAAUCGCCAAAGGAUAGAACUUAUUAAUUCCAAGUUGGUCAAUGAGCUGUCUGAUGUGAAGUUAUCAGCCAAGCGGUUUAUGCAGGACUAUGAAAAAGAGAGGAAAGACAGGGAAGUACUAGAGGAGGUAUGCGAUGAGCUUGCUAAGGAAAUCGGAGACGACAAGGCUGAAGCUGAAUCAUUAAAGAGGGAAUCAAUGAAACUCAGGGAUGAAAUGGAAGAGGAGAGGAAGAUGUUGCAGAUGGCUGAGGUCUGGCGUGAAGAGCGUGUGCAGAUGAAGUUGGUGGCUGCUAAGGUGGCACUUGAAGAGAAGUAUGCUCAGAUGAACAAGGUCAUGGCAGAUAUAGCAGCUUUUCUAAGGUCAAAAGGUGCAAAUCCAGAUGUGAAGGAGAUGAAAGAAGUAGAGUCACUUUGUGAAGCUGCUGCUGCAGUGAAUAUUCAAGAUGUCAAGGAGUUUACUUAUGUGCCCCCAAAUCCAGAUGAUAUUUUCUCCAUUUUAGAAGAGGUUAACUUUGGUGAACCCAACGAGAGAGAAAUUGAAGCCUGUGCUGCUUAUAGUCCUGCCAGCCAUGCUUCCAAAAUUCAUACUGUGAGUCCUGAAAUUAAUAUGGUCAAGAAAGAUGACAUUAGGAGGCAUUCUAAUGCAUUUUCGGAAGAGAAUGGUGAUAUAGAAGAAGAUGAGAGUGGGUGGGAAACUGUGAGCCAUGCUGAGGAUCAGGGCUCAAGUUAUUCACCUGGAGGAAGUGAUCCAUCUGUCCACAAGUUUCGCCAAGACAGUAAUGCAUCAGGAAGUGGAACAGAUUGGGAAGAAAAUGCAGAUGAGGAAACGCCAAUUACCGAAAUCAGUGAAGUCCGUUCAGUGCCUAUGAAGCAAUUGAAGAAGGGCUCAUCAAUAUCCAGGCUUUGGAAAUCAUGCCCAAAUAAUGGUGAAAACUACAAGAUAAUCUCAGUAGUAGAGGGAAUGAAUGGAAGGCUUUCAAAUGGAAGGAUUUCUAGUGCAGGUAUCAUGUCUCCAGAUCGAGGGUCAGGUAAAGGUGGUCUUAGCCCUCCCGAUCUGGCAGGCCAGUGGAGCUCGCCUGAUUCAGGGAAUCCUCACGUAAACCGAGGAAUGAAAGGGUGCAUUGAAUGGCCUCGUGGCGCCCAGAAGAACAGUUUGAAGGCAAAGCUUUUGGAGGCAAGAAUGGAAAGUCAAAAGAUCCAAUUACGCCAGGUUCUUAAACAGAAGAUUUAAAUGUGGCAAGUUAUCAAUGUCCAAUCCUGCUCAUCAAAGCUACUGAUAAAACUGGAUGGAAGUAAGUAGUUUCAUUUCAAAGCUUCUGAGAUACCUCUCUUCUGCCUGUUGAAACUACAUUGAAGAUUAUUAGUGAAGAGAACAUGUGAAUAAAAAUACACAUGAUUGGCACACAUUGGACUAGCAACAUUUGCUGGUUCUCCAGAUUUAGAGUUACAUCGUAUCUCCGCUGCUGACAUCUUGGAAAUAAUAAUGUUGGAUGGAUAAGCUGGGUAUCAUCUUCUAUCGGGGUAUAGCAAUCAAUCCCCUUAGCAACUAGUAAAUCAAAAUGCAAGUUAUGCUGUUAUUACUAUAUCAUGUAGCCAAGUCUGAAGAUCCCAUGUAGAGACAAAAUUCAUGGUGGAGAUAAUGAUACCAUCCUUUCUGUGUUUAUUUAUGAGAUAUAUUUCUGUCUGAAACUUCUUGAUAAA